GAUGUAUGAAUUUAAGGCGAAAGCUAUUAAGAAGAGGAAGGUUACAUUUACCGUCUCUACGGAGGGAGUAAGAGUCAUCUUAAGGAAGAAGAUGAAGAAACAAUACUGGGGAUGGGAUGAACAGAGACUUUGUAUCAUGCAUAAUCCAAUUUAUAGAAUAUUCUACGUGUCACACGAUUCUCAAGACCUAAAAAUAUUUAGCUAUAUUGCGAGAGAUGGAGCCACGAACGUCUUCAAAUGUAACGUGUUUAAGGCCUAUAAAAAAGCGGAAGCUAUGCGUAUUGUUAGGACAGUCGGCCAAGCAUUCGAAGUUUGCCACAAGCUAACAGUCGCACAACAAGCGAAAACAGAGAAAGCCAACGAUGCAGACAGCGAGAAGACAGAUGACGAAGAAGUGGAAGAGAAGCAAACGAAAUCUAACCGAGUGCCUAGGAGCGUUAGUUCACCGGCAGCCAUAAAAAUUGAAGAAAAGUCUUCUUCCUCAAUCGGUUCGACGCCCUUACGUUGUUCUAAGCAUUCUACUUCUAACAAGAAUACUCCGUGCCAUUUAUCGGCUCCUGAGGCAGCUGCCAAAGCCCAUACUAUUUUAACGAAUAUGACUAAAAAGGAGCCGUCUUUAGGAACUAUAUCGUCACCUACCUCUGCUGAUUUGGUACCUCUGAGCUCCUAUCACCAAUUACAACUCCUCCAACAACAAUUCGAACAACAAGUUCAACACACAGAAAUUGCAGUAGCUCAGUCGAAUUUACUUAAGGAGCAAUUAAACGCUGAGAGUAAAGCUAGGAGCGAAGCUCAGGCUAGGACUCAUCAAUUACUUCUGCAAAAUAGAGAGCUACUGUGCCACAUAAAUGCCCUUGUGGGUCGGUUAAAACAAUUAGAAGCCUAUCUACCAGCCGACUGCGUAGAGGCCUUGUCACCGUCAACAAAUAACUCAUCAAAUUUAAAUUUGUUAUCGCCUGUCACACCCGAUCGUACUACGCCAAUGAGUGAAGAGGUUAUAAUGCCAACAACAUGGCCUCACGAUAUCGAAGAUACAACAAUUCAAAAUUCUCUUCUUGAUAAGUCUGCAAGAAAUUCUGAUAUUUCUCCGGAUAGUGGACACAGGGAUAUGUCUUCCUCGGAAUUUUCCGAAAUCUCACCUGUUUUAGACGUUGAGAAUAAUAUCUGCUGUCACAAGACAGACGCCAAUGGCAAUGUCUCCACGCCUCCAACAACUUUGAAUAUACCUAAGCCUCUUGCUCCUCCUCCAAAAAUACCGUCUAGAAGAGGAGAAAGACAGACUAGGAUAUCAAACAAUUCUGCAAGUCAAAAAGUUUUAGCUCAUAGUUCUUCCGAAGAUGAUAAUACAGAAAAUAGCGAGGAUUCAGGUGUAAGAGUAAAACAUCGCUUAUCAAAUUUGGCUACAUUGAGUUUUGAAGAGUUUGACGCCCUUACAUCACCUCAAGAAAAGUAA
Messenger RNA from Dimorphilus gyrociliatus, 1453 nucleotides. Lineage: Eukaryota; Metazoa; Annelida; Polychaeta; Dinophilidae. The record is from the annotation of a GenBank genome assembly.